GGAUACAGGAAAUUAGUUUUAAAAGUAUAUUGAGUAGAAUGCCAUUAGAUACUAUUUUUUAAGAGCAACGGAGCUGGCAGGUAGGAAUUCGUUUCUCCCGGUGGCUAAUCGGGUGUGGUCUCCAGUACAGUAGGUGGAGGUAAUGCACCAUAACGUUGGAUGCCAACCGCCGAUAAACCCCACCGAAUAAGAAGUAACUGUUUUAACCACACAGCAUCCGCGUAGAUGACAGAAACCUUGUAGACGGGUCGUGGCCAAUAAAUGCUUUUUGAAGGCGACAUGACAUGCGCAUUAUACGCUGUUGAUGACAUUGCUAGCUGGUUCGACUGAACUUUGGAACUGCCAACUGGAUUGCUAAAAUACAUAAAAUAUUGUCUCCUUCGUUAGACACGACCAUGCUACAGUUCCUGGCUGGGUUUACCUUGGGAAACGUUGUUGGGAUGUACCUCGCUCAAAACUACGAGGUCCCCAACAUUUCCAAAAAGAUAGAAGCCUUCAAGAAGGAUGUGGCAGCAAAGAAGAAACCUCCAGCAGAUUAAAGAAGAGACUGUUUCUUUCUAUCCAUGUUGUUGAUCAGAGGCAGAUUGAAGAGAUGGGGACUAUUGGAACAACAAAAUGCACACCGCAAAGGACAUAUCUUUUUUCAUCUAAUUUAAUCUUUGCUAUUAAAAGCAAUGUGCACUAAGGUUACACUGGCAGAGGAAUAAAUUGUAAAAAACGAUUCUCUAAUCAGGGUUUUUACAGUGCCUGGACUGGUCCAGUGUUAUUUUAAUUUUUUUGUAUUCUUAAAGCGCUUAGCUACAUUUUUAAGAUAAUAUUAAGAGGGUUCUAUUUAUGAGUGGAUAUGUGAAGAUGGCUAACUGCUGUGGGAUCUAAUACACUUCAGAAACCUUGGCCUUAUCCUCGCAAGCAGCUGGGUGGGGCACUGGCAAUUGCAUUUAUAUCAAGUCUAAACAUGGCAUUUUCACAAUAUUCUCUUGUCAUUUUUGCCAACUAAAUAGUGCAGUUACAGCUUUUGAGUGAUGUUAUAUUGAAUUGGGAGGCCUGUUCUAUGGAUUCUAUUUCUGUGGGUGUUAUGGUAUUGAGAAUGAGUCACUCAUGUAAAUUGCAUUGUUUGGCGAAGGUCGAGAGCCGUGCGUCCUCUGAAACACAACCCAACCAAGCCGCACUGCUUCUUGACACAACGCCGCUUAACCCGGAAGCCAGCCGCACCAAUGUGUUGGAGGAAGCACCGUACACUCCGCAACCGUGUCAGCGUGUAUUGCGGCCUGCCACAGGAGUCGCUAGUACGCGAUAGGACAGGAACAUCCCUGCCGGCCAAACCCUCCCAUAACCCGGACGACGCUGGGCCAAUUGUGCCCCGCCCAAUGGGUCACCCGGUCACGAACUAGGUUCUCUAGUGGCACAGCUAGCAGUGCCUUUGACCUCUGCGCCACUCGUGAGGCCCUAUUUUGUAGGAUAGUUAUUCUAACUUGCCAUGUUUAUGCUUAACCUCCAUUAUCGAGAGAAGCAUUCUUCACACGCGUCGCAGCAAUUUUUUUUUCUUGAGAGCAUCUGGGUAUGGCAUGCCAGCAGUGGUCAACAUAGGUCAAUGUUUUUGUUCCCCUCUUUUCUGUAAAUAACAACCAAUCCACCAGAGGUCACCAAAGUUAUAUUUUGAAUUUGACUAAAAACUACAUUAUAAUCUGUUAAACUGAAGUGUUAGAGAUUCUGCAAUGUAAAGGUCAUUUCCUAUUUAGCCAAAAUAAGCAGCGUUUAGCAUGAAUGCAGUCUCUGCUAAAUCGGGAACAGUGGAGACUGCUGAGGGCUCAUAAUGGCUGGAAUGGUGUAAAACCAUUCCAUUCCGGGCAAUUACUAUGAGCUGUCCUCCCCUCAGCAGCCUCCACUGAUCGGGAACAUUGCCUUUACAUUUAUAUCACGCUGUAAUGCUGGAUUUCCGCCAUGCGGAUUGAAUAGAGCCCGUACUAAACUAUGAUAAUGUUUGUUUUGGUCUUGGCAAGGUUUAUGGUAGAAUCACUUUUUGUUUUCUUGCUCUUCAUUCCUUCCAUUUUCUUUUUUGUUGACUCAGGCCAUCCAAAGCCUCGGAACUCCAGACAGUCAACUGCAUUGUGUGAAAUGUAGUAAACAUUCUGCAUGGAUGCUGGACUGAGAAUGUCCACUUCUGACUUGGUGGCUUUGGCACUGACUGAUCUCUUGGAUGACCUUCUACUCUCAGCCUUUUUGGCAGGCCUGCCACUAUGUGACCUUGACUUUCUGGAUUCUGUUGAUUUUCUUGAUUGUGUAGGCUGUGGACAAACCAUUUGAUAAUCAGUAUAGAUAACAUGGAAAGUUCAUGUGAAGCAGUACGUUUUAGUAAUGUAGGCUACUUGCUUUACACGGCACCCUUGACCAGUGAUCAAUGUACGCAACAACUGCAUCAAAUUUACUGUACCAUUAUGUGGACACAUUCCUCUCCUAUAUGAUUUGUGAGAUUGUUCAUUCUCUGCAAAUGUGUCAACGAAGAAACCUGGAAACAUCAGGGACCUCACACAAAUAGGUUACUUUUACUUUUUAAGUAAAUGAUGUAUGCCCACAUCCCAAACCUUACCAAGUUGCAUUUUUCUAUUAGGUCCUUGUGAACAAGUGAAAGCAAUUUUUUAUGUGAAAUGAAAUCACACAAGUAUUGAAAGAACCUAGAAUUGUAAUAGAAAUAGUUACGCUUACCAACCUUUCGGCGUAAAAGUCUAUCAGAGAGACGACAUCCCAUGUGUUUGUAUCCUGUUGUAGUAGAGCCUAUGCUUGUUCUUGACGUUUUGAAUAGGCAGCCGCUUUUACAAGGUUGUCCCCCACCUCUGUGCAGCUGGGCAUGACGUUAGUUGUUGUAUCACACGUCCUUUGUCUCCCACAAAUAAUUUGUUUUCAUCACCAUGGUAAUCUGCUUAUCUCCUGGCAUCAUGAAUAUUAAAUUACAAAAAGACCAUUCCUUAAUCACUAUCAAUAAAUAGACCUAUACCAAGGGGAGAACAAUUUUGCUUACCUUUUUAACUUUGGGAU
Molecule: messenger RNA, 3033 nt
Organism: Salmo salar (Atlantic salmon)
Lineage: Eukaryota; Metazoa; Chordata; Actinopteri; Salmoniformes; Salmonidae
Product: short transmembrane mitochondrial protein 1
Cellular component (GO): respiratory chain complex
Source: RefSeq, a predicted model, not a curated record